Molecule: messenger RNA, 846 nt
Organism: Saxophila tyrrhenica
Lineage: Eukaryota; Fungi; Ascomycota; Dothideomycetes; Mycosphaerellales; Extremaceae
Exons: 2
Coding region: 1-846 (281 amino acids)
Cellular component (GO): mitochondrion
Molecular function (GO): delta(3,5)-delta(2,4)-dienoyl-CoA isomerase activity
Source: RefSeq, a predicted model, not a curated record
AUGCCGCAAGACUACAACGGCUUCGAGUACUUCAACGUCACCUUUCCAUCCGAAUAUGUCGCCCAGGUCGAAGUCGACAGGCCCAAAAAGCUCAAUGCCUUUACAGAGGCCAUGUUCCACAGCAUAGGAAGCAUCUUCGAUCGCUUAUCCCAUGACCCGGACGUUCGCGUGAUCAUCUUGUCUGGCAACGGCGACCGGGCAUUCACCGCUGGCCUGGACGUCCAAGCCGCAUCCGAGGGCGGCAACAUCUCGAACAAGGACAUCACAGACGUAGCACGCAAGGCUACUCGGAUACGGCGACAUAUUCAGGAGAUCCAGGACUGCGUGACCGCGAUCGAGAAGUGCGAGAAGCCGGUCAUUGUGGUGAUGCAUGGCAUUUCCUACGGCCUUGGGAUUGACAUGGCGAGUUGUUGCGACAUCCGGAUCUGUGCGAAGGACACUCGCUUUUCCGUACGAGAGGUGGAGAUAGGACUGGCUGCGGAUGUUGGGACGCUGAGUCGCCUACCCAACUCUGGUGUCUCGAUGUCGUUCGUGAAGGACGUGGCGCUUACGGCUCGAGACUUCAGCGCACAGGAAGCGCUGCAAGUGGGCUUUGUGUCAGGCGUGUACGAUGAUAAGAAGGCAGCGGUGGGACGUGCGUUGGAGUUGGGAACGUUGAUCGCGAAGAAGAGCCCGGUAGCUGUGCAGGCGACGAAGGAUGUGAUCAACUUUUCAAGAGACCACACUGUCGCGGACGGACUCACGUAUGUCAAGGUACUGAAUUCGUCAAUGGUGCAGACGAAGGACGUCGAAGACUCCAUGUUGGCUGGUAUCAAGAAGACGAAACCCACUUUUGCAAAGCUCUAG